Cladocopium goreaui is the source of this 873-nucleotide messenger RNA. Lineage: Eukaryota; Dinophyceae; Suessiales; Symbiodiniaceae. The record is from the annotation of a GenBank genome assembly.
AUGGCACAUGCUGGAAGUUGUUUUGCACAUGUUGACACCCUUUCUGAUGAAGAAGGGUGUGGUGAUCUCGUUACUCCUGUGAGAGCUCCAUCAAAGAGGCCUAGUUGUUCGACUGAGAAAACCGUUCAGAAGAAGGCUCGGGUAGUCAGACUACUUGGAUGCAGUUCCACAAGGGAAAAUACCAAUCCUGUAGAGAAAGGGAAUGCAUAUGGCUUGAAGAAGAAGGACAUGGUAGCAAGAACCAGGGCGAUAGUUCAGAGCAAAUGCCGGUGUUCCAAAGGAAAACGCCAAGGAAAAAAUUGUUUCCUGCCAUUCCGAGAGUCUUCUAGAUUCAGCUUGCUCAUUGACCACUUGCGGAAGCUGGCUCGUAUGGACAAACUUGAGAUCGAUAAAGAGGUAUGGUCAUGCCUUCGAUCAGCAUACAACGGGUCCAAGCUUCAGAGAUUGACCUUGCUAGACAUGCCUGUGUGCCAGAAUUCCUUCAAGCGACUUCUGCGGCUGGGGUCUGGUCGCUUCUUGAGAUUGAUUGAUUCAAUUCGUAAAGGGGAUGAUGAUUGUCCAAUGGACAUGCGGUUUGUGAAGAAAAGGUUCCCUGACAAGCUGCAUUCACAGAAAAGACAAAUUGUUCAUGAUUUUCUUCACCACCUCUAUGAGACCUUGGCCGAACCAAUGCCAGAGGGAACUGGUGCAUCGAAGCGACCCCGUACAGUGAAGAAGAGAGAUGACAAAAACUUGAUUGCUACAACACAGCUGAUUGAGAAAGCUCUACCACCAGGGUCGUUCUAUGAGUACCUAGCCAUGCUCCGAAGGGCCCACCCGACAAUGACCUUCAGCUACAAGUUGUUUUGCUCUGUUCAAUUCUUAGCUUUCUGA